This is a messenger RNA of Setaria italica (foxtail millet), 2707 nucleotides long. RefSeq names its product probable LRR receptor-like serine/threonine-protein kinase At2g16250. Lineage: Eukaryota; Viridiplantae; Streptophyta; Magnoliopsida; Poales; Poaceae. Gene Ontology annotation, molecular function: ATP binding; protein kinase activity; protein binding. The record is from RefSeq and is a predicted model, not a curated record. The transcript is spliced from 4 exons. The coding region runs from base 195 to 2519 and encodes 774 amino acids. Gene Ontology annotation, biological process: protein phosphorylation.
UCUGGCUUCUAUUCUUCUCCACCCCCGCUUGCUCGCCGUCGUGCUCUCGUGGGUUGGUCAACCCCCUCCCCAAGCAAUUCCGCGAGCACCUCGCGCGCGUCGCCGCCCACCCACAUGGCCGCGCGGUCGCCGCCCGCGGCCCGCUGCUAGACGCCUCGCGCGCCCGCCGCGGCCUCCCGGCUGCUGGUGCUACCAUGUUCCUCCUCCCGCGGCAGUGGCUGCUGCUCCUCGCGGCGGUGCUAGCGACGGCGGCGGCCGUGGCGCGGGGGCAGGCGCCGCUGGCGUCGCGGGCGGACCUGGGGGGGCUCUACAGCCUUCGCGCCUCCCUGGGGCUGCGGGCGCGGGACUGGCCGCUCAAGUCGGACCCCUGCGCGGCGUGGUCGGGCGUCGCCUGCCGCGCCGGCCGCGUCGUGAACGUCACCGUCGCGGGGCUCCGCCGCACGCGCCUCGCCGCCCUGGCCCCGCGCCUCGCGCUCGACGGGCUCCGGAACCUCACCGCGCUCGAGCGCUUCAACGCCUCCGGGUUCCCGCUGCCCGGGGAGAUCCCCGACUGGUUCGGCUCGAGCCUCCCGCCCUCGCUCGCCGUGCUCGACCUCUCCUCCGCCGCGGUCAAUGGGACGCUCCCCGCCAAUCUCGGCGCGUCGGGGAACCUCACGAUCGUGCUCCUGUCCGGGAACGGCCUCUCGGGUGCCGUCCCGGCGCCGUUGCUCUCCGACAGAGGACCUCGCGUCCUCGACCUCUCCCGCAACAACUUCACCGGCGGGCUGCCCAACGUUUCCGCCGUCGCCGGCGGCGCGUCGAUGUUUAACAUCUCCGGGAAUUCGCUGUACGGCGUGGCCGGCUAUGCCAUUGCGGCGCUGAGGAGAAGGUUUCAGGUCGUCGACGUGUCCAGCAACUACUUGGAUGGAGCUUUGAACGGGUCCGAUGGAGUAGUGAUUACCACGACGAAUUGCUUCCACGGCGUGCCGGGUCAGCGCAGCCGUGUGGAUUGCGAGGAGUUUUACAGGAAGCAGGGCGUGAACCUUGUUGAUGCUCCAGCUCCCUCGCCGUUGCCGUCGGCUUCGCCUCUGCCACAGCCAUCACCGGAGGUGAAGAGGAAGAAGCAGGGUAUCUCCAAAAAUGUACUCAUUGGAGUCCUUGUAGCUGCGGGAGCAUUGAUGGUUCUGUUUUUGGCUGUAUUGCUGUUCUGCUUGGUGAAGAUGAGCAGCAGGGGAAGAAGCAGAGGGAGGGGAGUGGAGAUAAACGAGGAAGGUACUGGCACACGCUCUGCGCGUAGGAGGGACAGCAGUGUGAAUCCAGUGGCGUCAUCUCCAUCAGCAGUUUCUCCAAGAGCCAAUGGUGGACCUAAAAAGGAUGUGUCUGCCAUUGCCGGUGAUUUCAGCUAUGAGGAAUUGGUAGAUGCCACUGGGGGUUUCGGUGACGACAAGCUCAUCAAGCAUGGGCAUUCAGGAGAUAUCUAUCACGGUGUCUUGGAGAAUGGCUCACAUGUCAUUGUUAAGAAGGUCGGUUCAAAGGGUAUCAACAAGCAUGCUAGUGAAUUGGACUUCUAUUCGAGGUACUCCCAUGACAGGAUUGUUCCGCUACUCGGGUAUUUGAGCAAGGAUGAUGAGGAAUUCCUGGCUUACAAGUAUAUGCCAAAGGGAGACUUGACCGAUGCAUUGCACAAGAAACCUGUAGACACUGCAGAUGGCUUGCCCUCGCUGGAUUGGAUAACUAGACUGAAGAUUGCGACUGGUGUGGCUGAGGCAAUGUGCUUCCUUCAUGACGAGUGUAGCCCACCAUUAGUUCACAGAGAUAUCCAAGCAAGCAGUGUCCUUCUUGAUGAUAAAUACGAAGUGCGACUUGGGAGUAUGAGUGACAUAUGCGCCCAGCAAAGUGGGGGAAGCCAGAAUGUCUUCUCUCGGAUAUUGAGAUCGUCAAAGUCUCUCGACAAGCACACAUCAGGUCCACCGGCCACUUGCUCCUACGACGUCCUCUGCUUCGGCAAGGUGCUGCUGGAGCUGGUGACCGGCAACUUCGGCAUCAGCGGGUCGAACGACGCCGCCUCGGAGGAAUGGCUGGCGAACACUCUUAACCAGAUCAACGGCGGCGACAAGGCGAGCGUCACGAGCAUCAUCGACCCCUUGCUCCUCGUCGACGAGGACCACCAGGAGGAGGUGUGGGCGGCGGCGAUCAUCGCCAAGGCCUGCCUGAGCGCCAAGCCCUCGCGGCGGCCGUCGGCGCGGCACGUGCUCCGCGCCCUGGAGAGCCCGCUGCGGGUGGUGCGGCAGAGCUCAUCGUCCCGGUCCGACUCGGCCCGGCUGCGGAGCUCGUCGUCGAGGAGCUCGUGGCAGUCCGUGUUCUUACAGGGGAACAACCACCGGGUGCAGAGCCUGGACCGGCGGCACUCGGUGAGGUCUCACGGGAGCGGCGGGGAGGCGUCGUUCUCGUUCUCGUUCAAGAGGGCCGUGGCGGCGGCCCCGGAGGUCGCGCCGGAGCCGGUGGCGGCGGCGCUCGACGAGGAAGCCGUUGUUGUGUAGUGUUACUGGUAGCGAGUAGGACGCCAUUUCUUGGGUUCUUUCUUACAGGCAUUCCUGAUUCUUUCCUUACGUGAUGUCAGUCACAUCGCAUUGUGUGUAUAAUUUGUUGUUGUUGUCUGAUGCGUUGAUGCGGUGUUCCAACAUGACAAGAAAAUAAAAACUGUGCAUAAAGAGCAUGUUUUCAAAUA